This is a messenger RNA of Seriola aureovittata, 5207 nucleotides long. It is a transcript of the gene pitpnab, whose product is annotated as phosphatidylinositol transfer protein, alpha b. Gene Ontology annotation, biological process: phospholipid transport. Gene Ontology annotation, cellular component: cytoplasm. Gene Ontology annotation, molecular function: phosphatidylinositol transfer activity; phosphatidylcholine intramembrane carrier activity; phosphatidylcholine binding. Bases 225 to 1037 code for a protein of 270 amino acids. The record is from RefSeq and is a predicted model, not a curated record. The transcript has 12 exons. Lineage: Eukaryota; Metazoa; Chordata; Actinopteri; Carangiformes; Carangidae.
GCCUCGGUGCUCUGCGCGCAACAGCAACGCCGCGCCGCGGCCCCGAUCAGGAAGUGAAUUUGAAGAAAAUAAGCGACUGUGGAGGUAGAAUGACAUAGAGGGGGAGAGGUGGGAGAGAAGCGAGCGGAGAAAGAAGAGACUAACGGAGGGAGGGAUCGACCCUGUUUCUGGACCUGUAUUGAGCUGCUCCCCUCUGAGAUAUAGGCUACUGCACCGCCAAAAAAAUGCUCAUAAAGGAAUUUCGAGUGAUUCUUCCUAUCUCUGUGGAAGAGUACCAGGUUGGCCAGCUGUACUCUGUGGCUGAGGCCAGUAAGAAUGAGACAGGUGGAGGAGAAGGAGUUGAGGUGCUAAAAAAUGAGCCCUACGAGAAAGACGGCGAGAAGGGACAGUACACACACAAAAUCUACCAUUUGCAGAGUAAAGUGCCAUCAUUCGUCAGAAUGUUGGCUCCAGCUUCAGCUCUCAACAUCCACGAGAAAGCCUGGAACGCAUACCCAUACUGUCGCACAGUUAUCACUAACGAGUAUAUGAAAGAUAACUUCCUGAUCAAGAUUGAGACAUGGCACAAACCCGACAUGGGACACCUUGAAAAUGUACAUGGUUUGGAUGCAGAAACCUGGAAAAAGGUGGAUGUAGUCUAUAUUGAUAUUGCGGACAGAAGCCAAGUGGACUCCAAGGACUAUAAGCACGAGGAGGACCCAUGCAGGUUCAAGUCGAUGAAGACAGGACGAGGCCCUCUAGGACCAGACUGGAAGAAGGAACUUCCUAACAAGACAGACUGCCCACACAUGUGUGCCUACAAACUGGUCACUGUCAAAUUCAAGUGGUGGGGGCUGCAAAAUAAAGUGGAGAACUUCAUUCAAAAGCAAGAGAAGCGUUUGUUCACUAAUUUCCAUCGUCAGCUCUUCUGCUGGAUCGACAAGUGGAUUGAAUUGAACAUGGAAGACAUUCGCCGCAUGGAGGAGGAGACGCGCAAGGAGCUAGAUGAGAUGAGGGUCAAGGACCCAGUGAAAGGGAUGGUGGCUCUAGAGGACUGAGGUUGUGUCAGACCGUGAAUGCUGCUGUUCAUCAGACCAGAAUACCCAGACACCAGCGGAUUCACAUCCUCCUUCUGUUCCAACUGAUACAACACCUGACCGGCCGGUCCAAAGUCCUCCUCCCCCGGUACAAUCUGAAUCUGGUUUUCAGGGACCUGGACCCAGUGUACUCCCAGUUUUUCAGCUGAUCUCCUCCACCCCAUCCCACCUCCUUUGACUCCCACCCGUCACCUUUUGUUUUUCCAUCCAGUGUCCCCUUCUUAUUAACUGCUCUGAGGCCUCCAGUAGCAACACUAUAGAUCUUGUCAGUCAGUCCUCUCUUUCUCUCUCUCAGUCGUAAACCGUUCUAAACUACAGAGAAUAGUGAAAUUUAUCUCUGCAAUUUAGGAUUUAUUUCUAUUUAAGAUAUCCCAAUGUGUAUAUAUACAGUAUACAGUAUAUCGGGGAGCUGAAUAAUUGUACUGAAAUAUAUAUAUAUAUAAAUAUAUAUAAACAGGGUUUUUAAAAUGAUUUUGUCCGUAAGUUUGUCUGUGGAUGUUUAUUUUUCCAGACCAAGCUGUAUCUGCUCAGUGUUGCAUUUUGAUCCUUUUUUUUCGUUUCUUUUUUUUUUUUUUGGAUUUAUAUCCCCUUCUCUCCACUUGUGUCAUGCUUUAUGCAGUGGUUCCUUUUGUUGUUCAAAUCAAUUUGCAAAUCUACAAGACGCAGCUGCAAGGUCGGGAUUGUGCUACGAGUGUUGCGUUGUCUCUGUUAUUCUCCUGACCUAUCAGAUAGGAUUCUUUUCCCAGUAUCGCCGUUAACAUGUCGAGGCAUUCAUUGGCUUUUUCUGCUGCUUUGUGAGAUUGUGUGUGCACGUUUCUGUUUGUGCGUGUGCAUGUGCGUGUGUGUGGGGGUAUGUGGGUGUAGCGUCUGUAGCCAUAUUUUUCAGUUUUCUUUCACUAGAUCAUUUCUAGCUCUUCAGUUUCAUCAGGCUGUUCAAACAGAAUCCCUUCAAAGUGCAGUGAUUGAAGAUCACCUCUGUAUAUAAAUAUACAGUAAAGCACACACACAUACAGAGAGAGAUGGUCUACUAAGAUAGAAGAUAAAAUGGAAAAUAGUAAGACAGCUGGAACAGCCAUAUGUGAGUGUGGGAUUGUUUCUUUUUUUCUCUUUGUCUGACAGUCUUUCUGUCUACAGGCAAAACUCUUCAUCAUGGCUAUGAUUUUAACAUCAACCGCCAUUAGAGGUAUACAGCCCCGCCCACUCACUGUAGAUAGAUAACUUGUUCUUUGAAAGUUAAACUUUACGCGUUCUGUAUCAAUUUUUGCCCCGUCACCCAUCCUGUCAUUCCUCCAGUGGAUAAAUGGUAUUAUCCAGCGAUAGCAAUAACUACCAUGACACGUUGGUCUCUCCUUUAUCAUCGCAAAUCUAUCUUACUCUACAGUUUGUUCCUAUAGUGACAACAGUUUUAUUGAAGCAGAGUCCAAGCUGAAAGUCAAGGAUGGUUAGUUUAUUAUUUAUUAAAUGCUGGUUUUAUUGUGUCUGUCUUUGGAUGAGGUGGGUUUUCUCCUGCUGGAAUCUGAAGGCUGUUCUUUGUAACAGUGUGGUUUUUCAGUAUAUGCAUGAGUGUACAUGAGUGAUGUACAGUAGCGUGUCUUUAAAGAGAUCUGAUGCUGGCUUGGUAAAGAAGGGAGGACGAAAUGGAGCUAGAGGAGUAAUAACAACAGGCACUAUCCUUCCUUCUCUUAUUGAUGUGUGUUUGGCCUCCUUCAUUCUCAGUUAACUUUAAUUUCCUCUCUUCCAUCCUUUGUAAUACUUUACAUCCUCCACAUGUUUUAACAGUGUGGAAACUUUAAAGAGCAAGCAACAGAUAACAUCAAAAGGCCAAUAUUAUAAUGCUGACACAGGUCAGUCACAGUUUAUAUAUUUGGAUUAUGAAAAGACAGAACAAGUAAGUUUUAUCAGUUUGAGGUCCAUAUUUAGAUUUUUGCAUUAGACAUUUUGCAUUAAUGACUGAAUAUUAAUUUAUGUUAAAUUUGAUUAUUUGUAUUGGAUUCAUCAAUAAAUUAAAUAAAAUGUAUUACUUUUAAUUAAAAAAAAUAUAACAAUUAAUGUACACAAUUUAUAUUAAUGGAAAAGUAUAAUCAUACACACUUGUGUGGAAUCUGACUCUAUCACAUUUUAUAGUGUAAAACAGUAUUAAUAUCAGUUCCACUGAAGGGCUUUCCAUUGGCAAAUAUUUAACAAAAACAGUUUUUAAUAAAAAGUAUAUACUGGCCUAAUAUUUAAGUAGUUUUAUUUUGUUACAUAAAUAUAUAUACAUAUAUAAAGCUCUACUUUUGAAAACUUAAGGUUAGGGGAAGAAUUUAAAAGAAGAAAAUAAAUUAUUCUAUAUAUUUAUUUAUUCGUCGUAAUGAACCACCUGAGUUGCUGACAGAUUUGAAUCUUUUUUUUAAGGAGCAGCAGUGACAUUAUCUCUUCCAGGGCCUCUUGAAUUAUGUUAUCUUUAGCAUAACAAGUCUAGUUAGAUUCAGCCUUUUUUUCGUUUGUUUGUUUCACGUUGAUACAAUUAAUAAUUUAAUUGACUACAAGAUCAUAUUGGAGCAGUGGCCCUGUGCGAACAUUAUCCUCUACAUGUGGUCUGUUUUUUAAAGCUGAAUCACACAAAGCAAAUAAAUCCAAAAUCAAAUUUCUUUAGAAAAAAAAAAAAAAAAAAGGCCUUUUAAAAACUGCUCUUGGAGUUACUGGCAAGUAUUCAAGCAUAACAGCUCUGCCUUGCCUUGGUGAAACUUACUUCAUAACUUUUAAGUAGAGUAACUUAAAUCUACUCUUUUUAUCCAUCUUUACACGUCUUUGCAUAUCUGUCAGAUUAAUGUUCCGAAACCCAUCGUUUUUAAGCAUUUUCCGUUGCCUCCUCUUUAGAGAAAACACACUGGCCCCGGAUGCCCAACCCCCCGCCCCCCUCCCCAACCACUCCCCACCCCACCACCCACCACCCACCACCACAACCUCCCUCUAUGUCCAUCAAGCAUCUCACUCACUGUCUGUGAUGGGGCUACCAACUGAAUCAUGGAGAUUUGUGGAUGUACUGUAUGUAUUGACUUUGUAAAUAAUAAAUAAAUUAAUGUAGAUGAACACAUAUAUAUAGACCAGACUGUCCUGCCAGACCUACAGCACACCCUCUUGACACUUGAUCCUCUUAUUCCAUCGCUAGAUCUUCAGCAUUACAUAGACCACAGUGACCGAGUUGCUCUUACAGAGGUAAUAUGAGGAUAUGUUAGAGUUGUAGUUGCUGAAAUGUAGUGCUGAUAAGACAUUUUGAGGAGUAUUGUCAGCUGUAGACAAAAUAAACGCAUUCUUACAUAUUGUUAGAGAUGAUUUUGCUGCUGAUUUUAGGAUGCUCCUGCAAAGCAGUGGAGAGCUGAGUUGCCGUGUGGUUUGUAGUUGGAGGAAAAAAAAAAAAAGCUAAGAAAAAAAUCCUGUUCACUAUACUUCCUCUCCUUCUCACGUUCUUCCCUCACAGGGACCUCGUCUCAUUGGCAGGACAGUGUAUAAAUAUAUAUUUUUGUUCUGAAUGUUGUUGUACCUUUGUUGUCAGUCUCUGAACUACACUCGCCUCUCUCACCGAUAAGGAACAUAUAUAACGGCAGCUUGGGUCACUUCAUUGAUCCACAUAAUUAGCUGGUGGUGUCGGCCCUCAGUGGAGCCCCUGUAUGAGUUCGAUUUAGCCCUCUUGUGGUUGGCGAUGGGUGGUCGAGGGGAAAUGAUUCUAUGUUUAGGAGCAGCUUCGACCGGGUGCUGGAGGGUUGGAGUUUGCAGCUACACAGAAAAAAGCUUGUUUGAAAACAGAUACUGACAGUAGACCCAUUUUAAGAGCCUGCAGACACCAUACAAAUUUGUGAGAGAACAUGGUUUAACAGAGACAAUCUCAUAGAUAUCUGUUGUUAGAUUCCUCGAUUUAUAAUCAGAGUAUGAAACCAAAUGAUUCCACAGUCCCAAACUGUUUUUAAAUCGUUAAAUCUCUCUCUCUCUCUCUCUCUUACUCUCUCUCUCUCACUCCUGUUAACUUGUCUCCUGUUUUUCUUUCUUUUAUUGUGAAUUUGUGCCUUUUUGUCAUCUUAUCUUCCAAUAACACUACUGUACAUUGGAGACGUAAAGAAAUGAAUAAAAAGAAGCAAACCAACUGUACAUACA